GGAAUGUGUGUGAGAGCUCUGACCUGGGUUAACUAAACAGAAGCCAAUCCAGUCCAUGGACCUUAGUAACCAAUAGUCUAUAAUCAUUUCUCCAUCUGGCACAUGGGGGCUAAUGUGGCAUUUGGACAGCUCUGGGAUAAUGAUUUCAACGGGGGAGUUCAGCUUCUGCUGUUGCUGGUUGUGUGUAUGGUGUAAGGGUUAUGUGUGUAUUUUGUUUGUGUUAGUGAGGGGGUUAUGUGUGCUAGGCAGCAUCCCCUGGUCAUUUGUCUCUCUCCAUUGCCAGGACUAAGAGUUCUGCACAGCACAGCAGAAUCUAUUCAUCCCGCAGGGUGCACAGAGCCAGCACCCUCUCUCACACACACACACACACACACACACAAACACACACACACACAGCAGCUGGCCUCGCUACACUCACAAACACUAUUAGCAGCCGGCUUCAUUGGGACACAAAUCAGGAGAGCUGAGCUUCACUUGAGCUUUCUGUGCUGCAGAUCAUUGUAUGACUGAAUCAUAUCUAGGCAGGAGAGAACCUCAACUACUUUCAAGAUCCACCAUUUGUGUCUGGACUCGGCACGGAAAUGGCUCGGAUUAGUGUCCUUGUCUUGACUGCCUGUCAGCUGGUGCUUGGACUUCUUACUAGCUCAUUAACUGACUCCUCAGCUCCAACUAAUGAUUGCCCCCAGCUCUGUGUUUGUGAGAUCCGUCCAUGGUUUACCCCUCAGUCUACAUACCGUGAAGCCACAACAGUGGAUUGCAAUGACCUACGUUUAACAAAGAUCCCAGAAAAUCUCUCUUUGGAUACACAGGUGCUUCUCUUGCAAAGCAAUAACAUUGGUAAGACCAACGGAGAACUGCAAAGACUGGUCAAUCUAACAGAGCUCGACUUGUCCCAGAAUAACUUCACCUCCAUCCAAGAUGUGGGCUUGUCAAAUCUUAGCCAGCUGACUACUUUGCAUUUGGAGGAGAAUCAGAUUUUUGAAAUGACUGACUAUUGUCUACAGGACUUGACUAACCUGCAGGAACUCUACAUUAAUCACAACCAGCUUAAUUCCAUCUCUCCUAGUGCCUUCUCUGGACUGCGUAAUCUACUCAGGCUGCACCUAAACUCUAAUAAGUUACGUAUAAUUGACAGCCGCUGGUUUGAAUCCACCCCCAACCUUGAAAUUUUGAUGAUUGGAGAGAAUCCAGUAAUUGGGAUCCUAGACUUCAACUUCCAACCGCUUGUUAACUUAAGAAGCUUGGUGCUAGCGGGAAUGUACCUAAGUGACAUCCCAGGAAAUGCAUUGCUGGGUUUGGAUAACCUGGAGAGUCUCUCAUUCUAUGAUAACAAACUUGGCAAAGUUCCCCAGCUUGCUCUGCAAAAAGUGCCCAAUCUAAAAUUUUUGGACCUCAAUAAGAACCCUAUUCGCAAGAUCCAGGAAGGUGACUUUAAGAACAUGCUGAAAUUAAAAGAACUUGGUAUCAAUAACAUGGCAGAGCUGGUGUCUGUAGAUCACUAUGCACUGGAAAAUCUCCCUGAACUAACUAAAUUGGAGGCUACAAAUAACCCCAAGCUCUCUUAUAUCCACCGAUCCGCUUUUAGGAAUGUGCCUACCCUUGAGAGCCUAAUGCUAAAUAACAAUGCACUGAACUCUGUGUAUCGUGGGACUGUUGAAUCCCUCCCAAACCUGCGUGAGAUCAGUAUUCACAGCAACCCACUACGAUGUGACUGUGUCCUGCACUGGAUGGGUUCUAACCAAACCAGCAUCCGUUUCAUGGAGCCUCUGUCUAUGUUCUGUGCUUUACCUCCUGAAUACCGUGGGCAGCCUGUAAAGGAAGCGUUAGCUCAAGACCCUGCAGGAGAGCAGUGUCUGCCCAUGAUAUCCCAAGAUACAUUUCCCAGUCAUCUCAGCCUGGAUAUAGGGAUGACAAUUUCACUAGACUGCAGGGCAAUGGCAGAGCCUGAACCAGAAAUAUACUGGGUGACUCCUUUGGGGCAUAAAGUGACAACGGAAACUCUUUCUGACAAGUACCGCCUAAGUGGAGAGGGCAGUUUGCAGAUCUUUAAUGUGCAGGUUGAGGAUUCUGGACGUUACACAUGUGUGGCACAGAAUUCUGAAGGCGCCGAUACAAAGGUGGCCAUGCUGAAAGUAAAUGGAACCUUGUUAGAUGGCACCCAAGCUCUUAGACUUUAUGUUCAACAAGCAGAAUCCAGUUCAGUCUUGGUAUCAUGGAAGGUUAGUUCAAGUGUUUUAGCUUCUAACCUUAAGUGGUCAUCAGCCACCAUGAAGAUUGAUAACCCACAUAUCACUUAUACAGCACGUGUGCCGGCAGAUGUCCAUGAGUACAAUCUCACCCAUCUUCAGCCAGCCACUGAAUAUGAAGUGUGCCUGACGGUGUCUGGGCUGCACCAACAAGCUCAGCGUGCUUGCAUCAACGUCACUACCAAAGGCACGUCCUACUCAAUGACUGUUACUGAUCAGGAAACCAGUGCUGCCCUGGCUGCCGUCAUGGGUUCCCUAUUUGCCCUGAUAAGUUUUGCCUCCGUUUCUGUUUAUGCCGCCAAAAGGUUCCAGAGAAAAAACUAUCGCCACUCUUUGAAGAAGUAUAUGCAAAAAACCUCAUCCAUUCCACUCAACGAGCUCUAUCCUCCUCUCAUAAGCCUGUGGGAAGGAGACAGCGAAAAGGAGAAAGAGGGGACUGCAGAGGCGAAAGCUUCCCAGGUGGACACAUCCCGGAGCUAUUACAUGUGGUAACUCUCACAUUGGAAACCCAACAACAGAGCACAAAGACUGAUGAACACCUUUCAGAAGAACUUCUUUUCCUUUUAUUUUAUUUUUUUAACCUUAUGUCACUUUUCCUCUUUAUCCCAGUCUACUUCUCUUCUACUGUUUCCCUUUUAUUUGAAUUGAUGUACUUUUGUUUUAUAUAUAUAGCUAUAUACACUGUCUGGGCAAAGUAGGACCGGUAAUUAACUAUCCGUUGGUCCCUUCUAAAUGUAACCCCCUACUGUUCAAUAUAAGGUUAUCUCUAGGGAUGGGCGAAUUUUUUUGCCUCGUUUUGCCUCAGAAAUGACGGCCAUAGACUUGUAUGGCGUCGCGCGUCAAUAAUUUUUAGACUUUAAUAUGGACGUCGGCAACAUUUCACCUGCGGCGAAUUUUUGACGAAAUGAAAUGGGUCAAAUUCGCCCAAGCCUGGUUAUUUCAAGUGACUGAGAAGUUCUUUAAUCAUAUUAGGACAAGGAACAACAAGCUAAGAGUUUUUUUAGAGGUCACAGAACCUGCUGUGGUGGCCUUAUUAGCAUUACAUGGGUACCACGUUUGCUGUUGGUUCUCGAUUAAGCUACCUACCCUGGAGUCUUAAUGAUUAAAGUGUAAUUUUCCUUAACUUCGAAGUGGCUUAAAGGGAUUGUUCGCCUUCAAACACUUUUUUUCAGUUCA
This is a messenger RNA of Xenopus laevis (African clawed frog), 3422 nucleotides long. RefSeq lists its product as uncharacterized. Gene Ontology annotation, cellular component: plasma membrane; membrane. Lineage: Eukaryota; Metazoa; Chordata; Amphibia; Anura; Pipidae. The record is from RefSeq and is a predicted model, not a curated record. Bases 582 to 2738 code for a protein of 718 amino acids. The transcript is spliced from 2 exons.